This is a messenger RNA of Heterotrigona itama, 2606 nucleotides long. The record is from the annotation of a GenBank genome assembly. NCBI's taxonomy places the organism in Eukaryota, Metazoa, Arthropoda, Insecta, Hymenoptera, Apidae.
GCAGCCGCGAACCUUGAUCCAUAGCAAGGAAAAAUCGAAGAAUCGAAACGCGAAACGAGCACUCGGCUGGACCGGUUCUUCAGUUGCCACUCGGUCACGCUCUGACUCAGAUUCGCGUAAUUUUUCAACGGACGAUAUGAAGCCUCGCGUCGAUCAGUAAAUUUUCCGUGAUCUAUCUUCGGGCAAUUUUUUGGCCAAAUACACAUCAGAAUAUAUUCUUGUGACGUUGCUGGAGAUAUUUUUGAAGCUGAAGAGAUUGAAGCUAAAGAUUCGGUGAAUAAAUUCUUAUUCGAGAGAAGAAGGAGCAUCUGAAGGAAAGACUGAAAAACUUGAAGAAGCAACAUGAAGACUAUUUGUUGGUUUCUCGUGGUCCUCCUGGCUCGACAGGUGAUAUUCCACGCGGUCGAGCAGCUGAAACUUCUGCAAUCGGAAGAGGAUACGCGGAGUUCCACAUUGACAACGAACACCUGGAGCUCGCCCGCAAUUGGCGUCACCGCUGCUUCUCAAGAGCAGUCUUCGACUACGAAUGUGAUUCAAUCAUCGUCAGAUGAAUCGGAAGGCGAAGCGAACGAAUCGAACGACAGAACGGAGGAACCGGUGGUCCAGGAAGCUUGCAAGAACGAAACCGAGACCGAGACAGUAGAAUCUCACGCACAGAGAAUAGACGAAGAUGAGCAAGUGGAAGAAGCAAAGGGCCAAGAGGCCUCCAAGAUGGAGGAAUCUCACGCGCAAGAAGUCUUCGAAAUCGGAACGUCAGAAUCCAAAAUUGACGGAACAAACAAAAUGGAAGACUCCAAAACGCAAGAAGCUCUGAAGAACAAGAUCCAAGAAACAUCGAUCGACGACAGAACGCAAACGGAUGCGUCGAAGGGCAAAACAGAGGAUCCCAAGAUGGGAAGUCUAUCAUCUAGCGACGACACAGAGACUCUGAUAGCGAUAGAGACGUCGAAGCCAGGUAAAAUCGACCAGGAAGAAUCGCCAGAGGUGAACCAGGAAACGCCAGAAACGAACUACGCCACGCCGGAGGCGAACUACGAGGAACCGGAAGAUGUGCACGCCGUGCAAGAAACGAAUCACGAAGUCCCUGAAGAGGAUCACGAGCGGUUCUCCACGCUUCGUCCUGCUAGUUCCGUGAACCUUGGAUCGAUCGUGGCGGACAGCGACAAGAAGAAAGAACCGACCGUCGACAGCGUGGUCCGAGACGUGUACGAAAUCUUGAAACCUACACCAUCGAGAUUCGUGGACGCGGAGCCUCUCGAGGAAUCGAAAAGCGCCGUGGCAGUGUCCGAAGAGAAAUUGGAGAAUAUGGAAGAGGAGGAGGAUGAAAAUAGAUUCACGCGUUUAGGCGAGAAGGUGACGCAAGUGCCAAGGCCGAGUCUGAACAGUUACCUAAGACGUUCAAAAGUGCGACCGAGCGCCACUCUUCAGCAACUGGCGAACUUGUACGACUCGUUGAGCAAGGACGCGAGGAAACAGGGAUUCGGAAAGUACACAGGAUACUCUGACGAAGUUCUAAACACACUGGAAACGUCCGCGGAGGGUGGCAUCGGGCCACAGCUGAAGAAGAUUCUGUCGAAGAUGUUGGAGCAAAACGAGUUGACGAGAGACGAUGCGAGAAUGAGGACCUCGCAAGCUAUCCGAGACCUUGACAACCCUUCCAGCAUACUGAACAAAGAUCUCAGACCUUUGUUACCCCUGCGUUAUUCACCAUAGUGCGUACAACGUGAUAACAUUCUUAACACGUGUGAUUAAUGAACUGCGUACUUUCAUGCUGUUUAUCGACAUGCUGACGAUCAACAGUUGGGGAGUCCUCGUGGAAGAAACUGUAAGUGGCAGACAUCAAAUUUUCAGUCAUUGUAUUAUAUUACAUUAUGUUCUAGUACAUACAGUCUUGAAAAUAAAAAUAAUACAUUAAAGAAACAUAUUUUUGCUUUUCUAUGUACGAGUGAUCUAGGAACAAACUGGAUCAACACCUAUGGAUUAACACCACAGUAUCUGCAAAUAAAUAAAUAGCAACUUUUCUCUUCCUUUUGAAACAUUUUAUAUCCAGCACUUACGGUAUUUUCCACAAAAAUUCUUUCAUUAUGACUAAUAUGAUACGAUGUGACUAAUAAUUACAAAUUAUUGAUUAAUCCAGUAUACAUUGAUCAUUCAUGAUUCAUAUAUGAUUAUAAGUGAUCAAAGAAGAUGUGUGAUUAAAUCUUUGAUUAUGACUAACAGAAAUAGUAUUAUAGUAGUCAUAAUGAUAUUGGACAGUAAAAGGUAAAUUAAUCAUGCAUUAAACAAUUACAAAUUAUAGAUUAAUGAUUAAAAGAAUACAAGUGUAAUCAUCGUUAUUAAUCUGAAUCAGUAACGAUUGUGAUUACUUUUAGUAAUGAAUCACAAAGUAAUCAAUUAGGCCAAUUUCGAUGAGACUUAUUUUUUGUAACACCGUGUAACUUUAAAGUAACGUAUUCAUUCAUACCAAUAAAAUCAAUUGAUUAUGAUAAUUUAUAUUAGGUUACUAAAAAUUAUAAUGUUUGAUUUUAUUUUGUAUUUUAUAAUAUCCUUACGGAUCUCUAAAUUGAUUUCUUUUAUAAAAAUUUAAUUUAAUUGUAAUAAAAUUA